AUUAUUGGCCGGGUAAAUUCACAACAAAAAAAGGAGAGACGAAGAAAGUAAGGUAACGAACACUGCGACAAUAAUAGAUUUGGGACGAUACCACACAGUCUAAAUGAGCUAAAUGUACACAAUGAAGUAUAAAUACAACAAAGCAGCCUUAAAUUGUGAGUCAUGAGCCAAGAGAGGACGACGCGACGACAAAAUAGCUGCUAAACCGAAAAACGUUGUUUUCCUCUCACGAUGACCAGCGUCAAUAAACGAGAAAGGGAACAGAGGAGGAAGCUGCAGUACUUUUUGUCUGAUCUGGCUUUCCUGGGCUCAUUGCAGGGUUUUAAGUACUUCCAGCCUUGGCUGAGAGGCAAAGAGGAGCUGCUGUUGACUGUUGUCAAUGAAGAUCUGGGUUGGCAUUCCCCGGGCUUCGCCGUGUCCAGAGCGUCCUCCAGCAGCGCCUCCAGCAGCAGCGACACUUCAGACAGCAGCAGCUCCCUCAGCCUGGCUAGUCGGCCCGCUUCCCCGCUGCCUGGAGGGCCUGAAGGUCCACCAACGACGUCUCCAACGCUUCCCAAGACAGACAAACACGCUAACAGCAGUGAGGAGCAUCUCCUGCCCGCCUCCCCCAGUGAUGGUGAGAUCGCAGAACCUGAAGUGAACUGCACCCUUUUCCUGCUGGCAGGCUACGUGAAAUACGGGCGUCCUUACGCUUGGAUACGCUCCAACCACGAGCGUCUGGUCAGCAUCGGAGGCAGCGACUCCAUGUUGAAGGACACGCCCAUGAAGCUCAAAUCUAUUGCAGACUGGCAGGGCGGAGGGGUCCGUGUGUGGGACGUGGUUAGCGAGCUGGUGUGUCUCUGCACCGUCCCCUUCCCGUCCAACCCCUUCGCCUUGGAUAUGCGCUACAUUCAAAGUCUUCCUGCGCCCGAGCGUUUUCUCGUUACAGGGGCGCUACUCAACUUCUUGGAGAUGUACGUGGUCUACGGGAACCGUAACGAGUUGCAUUACGACAAAGUGGUGGAGGAGCUGAAGUCUCUAAGGCGUGUCCACGUCUACACCCUCAUGGAGGUGCAGAAGCUGAAGAGAAACACCAGAUUGGCUAUUUUAACACUUCCAAGCAUGGGAAACGUGUCACAUGACUGCCGCCAGGACCUUUUAUGAACAUUUUGCCCCCCAGCAUCAACACACACACACACACACACACUCUCCCUCUUCAGGCCAAAUAUAACAUUGUAAGUCAGAGUCAUGGAAACACGCUCAUCCAUCAUUCCAAGUUAAACAUUUGUCUUGUUGGACACCGCAAGGGCUUUUGAGUGCAAGUGAAGGCACCUUGAAAAAACAUGUAUAAAAGAUAUUUAAUUAAAUAUGUACAUAAUUACGUUUAAAAAAAACACUGAUAAAAUGUCCCUUUUGUAAAGAUACAUCACAUAAUAAAAAACACCUUUUGUGGUUCGGAUGAGACUGAGAUGGUUCAUGUUUGUAAACCAUAAGACCUUCUGUUUAAAGUGGUGCUUAUGGUCCGAGUGAACACGAGACGAAGAGUAGUCACAUUCGCACGCGGAAGAAGAGAAGGAGACUCUUUGCUAGGGAAUGCAGGUGCAUGGCCACACAUUCCAAGAAGAGGCUCUCCGACAGGACACAGCGUUCCCAGUGUUCCGUGAUAAACAAAGCAGCAAGUCACGGCUGGGCGGCCUUCCAUGCAGUGCCAACAUGUCGUUUAAAAAAAAAAAAAAAAAGUCAAAAUGUUACUCCUCUGUGAGCGGGUUAAGGAAUGAUUCAUUUAAAAAUCAUUUUUGAAAAAAAGUGCUGACAAAAAAAUCAUCGUUUUGGGACUUUUGGUCUUCAAGCUUCAGGCCAACCUUCUUUGCAACCCUUUUUUAAAAAGCCAGCAGCCAAUCAGGGGAGAAGAAAGAGCACCAGUCCUCCUCGUUGGGGAGGCUCAGCUCCAGCUGUCCGAGGCGGACCCCCUCCUGGUGAUGCUUCUGAGGGGGCUGCGAGACACAGAUCCUCUAUGCUUCCAGUGAACUUUAAAAAAAAAAGAGACAACACAGGCGGUCAAGUCGUGUUUAGUGAAUCAACAAAGUCAAUGGACGCCAAUGAGGAAGCUUCUUCGCUCACGGGCGUCUUCUUAUAGACCAGCACGUGUAUGUGAGGCGGUGUGUGAAUGGAGCGAGGUUCCCCGGGCUGGGAAAGUUAGCACAUCAAAUAUUUGCAUAGAUUUUUGGCACAUGCGUAGUAAUAUGGUGCAUCGAGACGGGAGUGACUAUUAGAAAGGGUGGUCUUCGGGCGAGAGGCGGGGUACACCCUGGACUGGUGGCCAGCCAAUCACAGGGCACAUAUAGACAAACAACCAUUCACACUCACAUUCAUACCUAUGGACAAUUUUCAAGUCGCCGAUUAACCUAGCGUGGAUUCUGGAAUGUGGGAGGAAACCGGAGUAUCCGGAAAAAACCCACACAUGCACAGGGAGAACAUGCAAACUCCACACAGAGAUGGCUGAGGGUGGAAUUGAACCCUGGUCUCCUAGCUGUGAGGUCUGCGCGCUAACCACAUGCCCAUGAUAUUAUAAUUUUCCAAAACUUUAUUUUGUCAUUCCGUUUUUUUAACAAUUUGUUGUUUAAAUGAUAUUUUUAAGACAUGGGCAAAUAAAAAAGAGAUGGCCGAGGGUGGAAUUGAACCGUGGUCUCCUAGCUGUGAGGUCUGCACGCUAACCACUCGACCACCGUGCAGCCCCACACAGACAUUGUGACAGGCUAACAAGCAUGCUGUGGGUUUGGACUUUUGGAUUAUUUUCACUCUCAUUUCU
Doryrhamphus excisus (bluestripe pipefish) is the source of this 2788-nucleotide messenger RNA. RefSeq lists its product as uncharacterized. NCBI's taxonomy places the organism in Eukaryota, Metazoa, Chordata, Actinopteri, Syngnathiformes, Syngnathidae. The record is from RefSeq and is a predicted model, not a curated record.